AUGUCAGCAAAUCAUCCCCACACAAUCCCUAAGCCAUGCAAGCAUCUGCUGGAUUUUAAGCUUAAAAAUGGCUUGCAGAACUAUAAUCUGAUCCAAGAUUUGUUUAAUUGCAGCCCAUAUGGAAGAACACUGAUUUAUAACCCCAAAUCUGAGAUGCCCAGAUGCAGCUUUUGCUCUGGGCACCAAGGCAGAUUGUUUAUGUGCUUGAUCUGUUCAUCAGUCACUUGCUGUAAAAACCCUGAAUCAAAUCAUGCCUUUUUACAUGGUAGAUCUUUUGUCAGCCAUGAAAUUCUUGUAGACAUUGAAAGGGCUGAGCUUUAUUGCUGUGCUUGCUGUGAUCAAGUGUACGAUCCUGAUUUUGAUAAGACUGUGGUGUGUAAGAACAUAACGUUAAGGGCUAGCAAGAGGAAAAGAUUGGAUUUUGCGGGUGAUUCGGGUCUGAAAAGUGUGAAAAGGCUUGUUUUUAGGAGAAAACAAAGGUCCAAAUCAUGUGUGCCAUUGGGAUUGAGAGGAUUGAACAAUCUAGGAAAUACUUGUUUUAUGAACUCCGUUUUGCAAGCAUUGGUUCACGCCCCGCCUUUGAGGGACUAUUUUCUUAGUGAUAGACAUAACCAUGAGAUCUGCAGAAAAAGAAGCACUUUGGAUCAAAAUCAAUUGUGUUUGCCAUGUGAUGUGGAUGUUGUUUUUUCGGCUGUUUUUUCGGGUGAACGCACGCCAUAUAGUCCUGCCAAGUUUCUUUACAGGUUUGAUAAUCUUAUGGAAUUUGUAUAA
Messenger RNA from Striga asiatica, 771 nucleotides. The record is from the annotation of a GenBank genome assembly. Lineage: Eukaryota; Viridiplantae; Streptophyta; Magnoliopsida; Lamiales; Orobanchaceae.